Molecule: messenger RNA, 1634 nt
Organism: Leptonychotes weddellii (Weddell seal)
Lineage: Eukaryota; Metazoa; Chordata; Mammalia; Carnivora; Phocidae
Product: transmembrane protein 132D-like
Source: RefSeq, a predicted model, not a curated record
CCCGGCCUGGCAACCGCUGGUGUGCGCCCCGACGGCGCCGGGAGCAGAGGAGCCGCGCUCGGGUCUCCGGGAUGUGCCCGUCUGAGAUGGGGACGCCGUGGCACCACUGGUCCCCCGUGCUCAUCAGCCUGGCCGCCCUGUUCUCCAAAGUGACCGAAAGCCGAGGGGUCCUGGAGAGCAUCCAGAGGUUCUCCUUGCUGCCCACCUACCUCCCUGUGACCUACCACAUCAACAACGCCGACGUGUCCUUCUUCCUGAAGGAGGCCAACCAGGACAUCAUGCGCAACUCCAGCCUGCAGUCCCGCGUGGAGUCCUUCCUGAUUUACAAAUCCAAGCGGCUGCCCGUGCUGAACGCCAGCUACGGGCCCUUCUCCAUCGAGCAGGUGGUGCCCCAGGACUUAUUGCUGCCCUCCAGCCCCUUCGGAUUCACCAACAAGUUUUCCCUCAACUGGAAACUGAAGGCGCACAUCCUGCGGGACAAGGUGUACCUGAGCCGGCCCAAGGUGCAGGUGCUCUUCCACGUGCUGGGCCGGGACUGGGCGGCGCAGAGCCCCGGCGAGAGGCUGCCCUGCCUGCGCGUGUUCGCCUUCCGCGAGACCCGGGAGGUGCGGGCCGGCUGCCGGCUGCAGGGGGCCCUGGGGCUGUGCGUGGCCGAGCUGGACCUGCUGGCCGCCUGGUUCGGGCCCCCCAGCGUGGUGGCCGGGAGGAAGAAGGCGCCCGGGCCGCCCGAGGGGAGCCCCGUGGAGCUCUACUACUCCGUGCAGCCGGGGGACGCGCGCGGGGACUGUGCGGCUGGCGACGUCCGGAAGGGCAACGCCAUCCGGCCGGGGAAGGACGGGCUGGACGAGGCCGUGCCCCACCUGCAGAGGAUCGGGAGCGUCUUCCUCUACCAGACGGGCAGCAGACCCGCGCUGAGCGAGCUGCGUUUGGACAGCAACGUGGCCAUCCUGUACUCGGCCCGGACGGCGAGGCAGGGCGACGUGCUCACCUUCCCUGUGGCCGUGUCCCGGAACUGCAGCGCCGAUCGCUUCACGCUGAGGGCCAAGGUGCAGAAGGGCGUGAGCGUCGUGGGGGUGAGAGCCAGCAGCCCUUCCAUUUGGGAGGUCACGGAGGGCACAGACCACAGUGGCAAGUAUGCACCUGCUGUCAUCGUUUGUCAGAAGAAAUCUGCUGGCUCGGAAACCAGAAUUAGUUCAGUUUGUCUUGGCCCUGGAGGAGAAGUAAGGAAACUUUCUGAAGGUGCCUCAUCCCAAUUAAGGUGUAAGCUGCUUUUCCUGAGUCAAGCGAAGGCCUUGAACACUUCUUUAAGUGGGACAGAAACUCAGCAUCUGCAGAACACAUGGAAACAUAUCAACAUAUGGGGCUUGCCACUUUUCUUUUAUUUCUAUCAGAUGGCCCGCUUGCUCCCUGGCCUCGACGCGCUCUCCAACGGGAGUAAAGUUAUUCAGAAGGGAGUUUAUCUCACCCGAAGCGGAAACGAGGAUCCCUUGGGUGCUGAGGUUAGCUAUAACAUCCAAACCGUGCAAGCCGUCGGUACCAGUGAGUUCUGGGGAGAGUUUGCUGCUCGCACCGGGCACUGGAUGCCGCAUUGUCUGUGUGGCUGUGGACAGGUCGCCAGUCUUACGGGAGCAUGA